This is a messenger RNA of Durio zibethinus, 3450 nucleotides long. Its product is annotated as phosphatidate phosphatase PAH1-like. NCBI's taxonomy places the organism in Eukaryota, Viridiplantae, Streptophyta, Magnoliopsida, Malvales, Malvaceae. Gene Ontology annotation, molecular function: phosphatidate phosphatase activity. Gene Ontology annotation, biological process: lipid metabolic process. The record is from RefSeq and is a predicted model, not a curated record.
AAAAAACAGAACAUUGUUGAAAAUUCAAAAGAAAGUUUUUUAAGAAAAAUUUUCGAGAGACAAUCCUAUAAAUAGAAUUGUCUUGCUUUCGAACUUCGAGAUUGGUCCAUCGCGGGAAAAUUUUUUGCGCAAUUUUCUUAUUCUAAAAUUGGAGGAAAAUCUGUUCGAGUUUUUGGUGUUUCUAAAGAUACCUCAAGGUAAAGAAUCAAUAUCAUUGAGAAGAACCUAAAGUUUUGGAUAUUUAUAUUCAUUUGUUGGAUUCUUGUUUGAUAGAAAAUAAAGAAUCUGAAAAAGGGGUUUUGUUAUUUUUCCAUUGAAUUCUGUUAAUCUAAUAAAAGGUUUAGUUUUCUUUCAAAUAAAUAAAUAAAAAGGUUUAGUUUUGACAAAUGAAUGUGGUUGGUAAAGUUGGGAGUUUAAUUUCACAAGGUGUAUAUUCUGUUGCUACACCUUUCCAUCCUUUUGGUGGGGCUGUUGAUGUGAUUGUUGUUCAGCAACAAGAUGGGACUUUUCGAAGCACACCUUGGCAUGUUCAGUUUGGGAAGUUUCAGGGUGUUUUAAAAGGGGCUGAGAAGGUUGUUCGCAUAACUGUUAAUGGCAUUGAAGCGGAUUUUCAUAUGUAUCUUGAUAACUCUGGGGAGGCAUAUUUUGUAAGGGAGGUUGAUUCUGGUAAAGGAAUUGAGACAAAUGGAGAUUUGAAAGAUUCUGAUGGUGAAGUGAUGCAGUAUGACAGUAAUAAAAAUAUUGCUGAAUUUUGUAGACUUGAACAUAGUGUCUCAGAUUCCGAGGUGGCUCACUUGAGCGACAAAUGUGAUGCUGCAAGUCCAAAACGGCUUGAAAGGUCGGAAUCUGAUACUAGGUUCUAUGAAUUUCAAGAUGAGCAGUCCUCUCUAGAGGGAUCAGUUAAUUUGUCAGAAUUUGGGUCUGGCCGAUAUGAGGGUUUUGGUGAAGUACAAGAUUUAGUUUCAGAAGUUGUCCUGGUCAGUGUGGAUGGCCAUAUACUUACAGCCCCUGUCUCAGCAUCAGAACAGAGUACUGAAAAUGUGCAACUAGGCACACCUCAGUUCCAUCUAGGACCAGGUGAAGGACCUGACUUUUGUGAGGAUAAUGAGGAAUUUAGUUCAGGUGGCAAUGUUUGGGCUGCUGACUAUAUUAGUAAGCUCAAUUCAACAGCAGCAGCUAACGAUUUCUCUGAUAAUGUUUGCCACUUGAACAGUGAUUCUACUGCUUUAAGGCACCAUCUGGAAGUCUGUGAGGAAGGGGGGGAACAUGCCUGUCAAACUGAAGAAACUCAAAACCUUUCUAACCAUGAAAGUGAAUUUAACAGACAAAGCGAUGAUGAAGAUAUAUCUGUGCAUAGUAAGAAGGGGGAUAUUUUUAAGAGCUGCGUUGAACUAUCUGAAUUGGGUAGACAUGGUGAAAACAACGAUUCUGAAGAAAUAGAUAGCCCCUCAGAAGCUCAGAUUUCACAAGAUAAACCUUAUUGCAUUCUUCCAGACAUUGAUGAAUCUGGAUACGGAGCUGUUGGUGACCCCAUAAAUAAAUAUGUGUUUUCUUCCUAUUAUAGUCCCAAUUCUUCCUACAAUAAUGGAUCUCCUGAUUUACCAGUUGAGGAUGAACCUGUUGAAAAGAAAGUGUCAGAUAUGGAUUACAUGGGUUCUAACAAUGUGUCCGUUGAUUCUGCUGGUAAUGAUCCCGAAUCAAAAGAUGAACAGUCUGGUCCAUCGGCAGCAACUGAAGGGAUAAAUAGCAGGCAGCAAAGUCCUGAACCCGAGGAUAAGAGUAGCAAAAGUGGGAUUGUGGAAACUGAAACAACUUCUAGGAAAGAGAUAGAAACUCAUUCUACCCUGGGAUUUGAGAUCUCACUCUGUGGACAUGAACUUCAUGCGGGUAUGAGAUUAGAUGCUGCAGCAGAAGUAUUUGAAGCACACCGCAUAUCAGAGGAGGAAUAUAAAAAUAAUGCAAUGUCAAUUAUUAAGAAUGCAAACCUAAUCAUCCGAUUUGGAGAGAGGUACUUGCCAUGGGAAAAAGCUGCUCCUAUUGUUCUUGGAAUGGCUGCAUUUGAUUUAGAGUUAGCUGUUGAGCCCCAAGAUAUAAUCCCUGUUGAACAAGAUGAGUCGUCAAACCCAAAGGAUGAUGAUUCUAUAGUCACUCCCACAUCCUCUGGCCGCAGGUGGAGGCUCUGGCGUAUUCCCUUUAGAAGGGUCAAAACACUUGAGCACAAAAGCAGCAAUUCAUCUAGUGAGGAGGUAUUUGUUGAUACUGAACCUGGUCUACACAAUUCACGAUCAGAUUCAACUCCAGCAUUCAGUGGAAGGACUGAAUCUCCUCACAAGCAAUUUUUUAGGACAAAUGUUCCCACAAAUGAGCAGAUAGCUUCCUUGAAUCUGAAAGAUGGUCAAAAUAUGGUUACUUUCAGUUUCUCCACCAGGGUUCUGGGAAAACAGCAGGUUGAUGCCCAUCUCUACUUGUGGAAGUGGAACGCAAAGAUUGUAAUCUCAGAUGUUGAUGGAACUAUUACCAAGUCUGACGUUUUAGGCCAGUUUAUGCCUUUAGUUGGAAGGGAUUGGACACAAUCUGGUGUAGCUAAACUUUUCUCUGCUAUUAAGGAGAAUGGAUAUCAGCUGCUAUUUCUCAGUGCACGUGCAAUUGGUCAGGCAUAUCUAACCAGAAGUUUUUUACUCAACCUGAAACAGGAUGGAAAAGCUUUACCUAAUGGACCUGUCGUUAUUUCUCCUGAUGGUUUGUUUCCCUCAUUGUACCGUGAAGUGAUAAGAAGAGCACCUCAUGAAUUCAAAAUAGGAUGUUUAGAGGAUAUCAAGAAACUUUUCCCUUCUGACUACAAUCCGUUUUAUGCGGGCUUUGGAAACAGAGACACAGAUAAGCUCAGUUAUAGAAAAAUUGGAAUUCCAAAUGGCAAGAUAUUUAUUAUUAACCCAAAGGGUGAGGUGGCUAUUAGUCAUUUUAUUGAUGUGAGGUCAUACAUGUCGUUGCAUACUCUAGUUAAUGACAUGUUUCCACCAACCUCAUUGGUUGAGCAGGAAGAUUUUAACUCGUGGAAUUUCUGGAAAGUGCCAUUGCCGGAUAUCGAUUGAGAUAAUUCGUGGCUGAAAGGAUAGAGUUUACAUCUACCGACAAGAUGAUAUAAAAGUUCCUCGGAGAGAAGAUAAUAGAUAAUUCUAACAUUCUUCAAGCUUUUAACCUUGCUUCCACACGUUUAUAUUUAUUGGUGACCUUCAAAUGGUCCGUAAGAAGUCAUCUUGUAAUGAAUAGGUAGUUCAAAUGAAUAAAAUCAAAGCCAUUGCCUCCCAUAGCUGUAUGUACCUAUAGAUAUAGAAACAUUUGUUUGUUCAACUAUAUGAUUUAUUUACAGGAAACAAUAAGAUUCAAACUAGGAAGUUUCAAGCUUAAUUGCAGGGAAAAAAAAACAAUUAUUAACAUAUUAUUUCUUUU